GCGUCUGCACAUGCGCAGUGAAUGGCCGUUAAACCCUGGAAAGAGGGAAGACAAGCGCGUGUGCGCGUCUGUGUGGUGGAUAAGUGCCCUCCUCCCCGCCCCCUCCGGGCCUUGGCUGUCAUGGCCUCUGCUUCCAAAUCCUUCCUCGCCGAUGCCGGCUACGGGGAGCAGGAGUUGGACGCCAACUCCGCCCUCAUGGAGCUGGAUAAAGGUCUCCGAUCUGGCAAACUGGGGGAGCAGUGUGAGGCAGUUGUACGUUUUCCCAGACUCUUUCAGAAAUACCCAUUCCCAAUUCUAAUUAACUCAGCAUUUUUAAAGCUAGCUGAUGUUUUCAGAGUGGGAAACAACUUCCUGCGGCUGUGUGUUCUGAAAGUUACUCAGCAGAGUGAGAAGCAUUUGGAAAAGAUCCUGAAUGUGGAUGAGUUUGUGAAAAGAGUUUUCUCGGUUAUUCACAGCAAUGAUCCAGUUGCUCGAGCGAUCACACUCAGGAUGUUAGGCAGUAUGGCAUCCAUAAUCCCAGAAAGGAAGAAUGCACAUCACAGUAUUCGUCAGAGCUUGGACUCACAUGACAAUGUAGAGGUUGAAGCUGCUAUCUUUGCUGCAGCUAAUUUUUCUGCCCAGUCCAAAGAUUUUGCUGGCGGGAUUUGUAAUAAAAUCAGUGAAAUGAUUCAAGGUUUAGCCACUCCUGUAGACUUGAAGCUGAAGUUGAUCCCCAUCCUGCAGCAUAUGCAUCAUGAUGCCAGCCUGGCCUCCAGUGCCCGUCAGUUACUCCAGCAGCUGGUGACAUCCUACCCUUCUACCAAGAUGGUCAUUGUUACUUUACACACCUUUACCUUGCUCGCUGCCUCCUCUUUGGUUGACAUUCCCAAGCAGAUACAGCUCUUAUUGCAAUACUUGAAGAAUGACCCAAGAGAAGCAGUGAAGAGGCUUGCUAUUCAAGAUCUAAAGUUACUUGCAAAUAAAACCCCACAUACAUGGAGCAGAGACAAUAUUCAGGCACUAUGUGAAUGUGCUCUUCAAACUCCUUAUGACAGCAUGAAACUAGGCAUGCUAUCUGUACUUUCCACACUGUCGGGGACAGUAGCCAUCAAACAGUACUUCAGCAUUGCUCCAGGAGCAACAGCUACUACAAGAUCAUCUGAUCUAGUCAAACUAGCACAGGAAUGCUGUUACCAUAAUAACCAGGGGAUUGCAGCUCAUGGAAUCCGAGUUCUGACAAACAUAGCUGCUUCAUGCCAGGAAAAAGAUCUUCUGCCGUUGGAGCAGGAUGCUGUCUUUGGCCUUGAAUCCCUCCUUGUUCUUUGUAGUCAAGACAGCAGUCCAGGUACUCAAUCAACCUUAAAGAUAGCACUCACUUGCAUGGUGAAACUGGCCAAGUGCCGCCCCCACCUGAGCCAGUCAAUUGUGGAGUCCUUGUUGACACAGCUGCACAGUGCUCAAGAUGCUGCCAGGAUUCUCAUGUGCCACUGCUUGGCAGCCAUUGCUAUGCAGUUACCGGUCUUGGGAGACGGAAUGCUGGGGGACCUGAUGGAUCUCUAUAAAGUGAUUGGACGAUCUGCAUCUGAUAAACAGCAAGAGCUUUUGGUAUCUCUUGCUACUGUGAUAUUUGUUGCCAGCCAGAAGACUUUAUCCUCUGAAGUGAAAACUGUUAUCAAACAACAGCUUGAAAAUGUCUCUAAUGGAUGGACAGCUUACAGGAUAGCCAGACAAGCUUCCAGAAUGGGUAACCAUGGCAUGGCCAGAGAGCUGUAUCAAAGCUUGCUGACUCAGGUGGCUUCAGAACACUUCUACUUCUGGCUAAAUAGCUUGAAGGAGUUCUCCCAUGCAGAGCAGUGCCUGACAGGGCUACAAAAGGAUGAUUAUAGUUCAGCACUUUCCUGUAUUGCUGAGUCACUGAAAUCUUACCACAAAGGAAUAGCAUCCUUAACGGCUGCCAGCACACCCCUUAACCCUUUGAGCUUUCAGUGUGGGUUUGUCAAACUCCGGAUUGACCUCCUUCAGGCUUUCUCUCAGCUCAUCUGCACUUGUAAUAGCCUGAAGACUAGUCCUCCACCUGCCAUUGCCACAACACUUGUCAUGACCUCAGGCAGUGACCUUCAGCGGUGUGGACGCAUUUCCAACCAGAUGAAACUCUCCAUGGAAGAAUUCAGGAACCUAGCUGCAAGAUACGGAGAUCUCUAUCAAUCAUCCUUUGAUGCAGACUCAGCGACUUUGAGGAAUGUGGAGCUACAGCAGCAAGGCUGCUUAUUGAUAUCACAUGCGAUCGAAGCCCUGAUUUUAGAUCCUGAAUCUGCAAGCUUACAGGAAUAUGGCUCUGCUGGAGUGGCACAUGCCACAAGUGAAUAUGAAAGGAGAAUGAUGUCUGUGUUCAGUCAUGUGCUGGAAGAAGUGGAAUCACUGAACAGAAAAUAUGCACCCGUGUCUUACUUGCACACGGCUUGUCUAUGCAAUGCAGUCAUUGCCUUGCUGAAAGUUCCCUUGUCAUUCCAGAGGUAUUUUUUCCAGAAGCUGCAGUCGACUAGCAUUAAGCUUGCCCUGUCACCAUCCCCACGCAACCCUGCUGAGCCCAUUGUCGUUCAGAAUAACCAGCAAAUGGCAUUGAAGGUGGAAGGAGUGGUUCAGCAUGGCUCCAAACCAGGCCUUUUCCGCAAAAUUCAGUCGAUCUGUCUAAAUGUAUCUUCAACACUGCAGACCAAAUCUGGGCAAGAGUACAAGAUGCCCAUUGACAGCCUGACAAAUGAGAUGGAGCAGAUGGUUGAGCCUCACAACGAUUACUUCAGCACACAGUUCCUCUUGAACUUUAUUAUUGUUGGCACCCACAGCAUCACAGUGGAGUCUUCUGUUAGAGAUCUCAAUGGUAUCAUAUGGAAGACGGGGCCCAAAACUACUCUGUUGAUUAAGUCUCUUGAAGAUCCAUACUCCCAGCAAAUUCGACUUCAGCAACAGCAAGGACAGCAGGCACCACAACAGCCGCAGCCACAGCAACGAACUGCCUAUACCCGUUUUUAGCACCGUUCUUAUCAUUCAUCAGCCCAAGUGAAAGGCAUUCCGUUUUAUUUGGACGUUGUCAUUUCCCCCAUCUGUUUCCCAUGAUGCCUGCCUGCCUUCCUUCCUUCCUUCCUUCCUUCCUUCCUUCCUUCCUUCGCAACUGCAAUGAUCACACCUAUAAAAUGCAGCUCGGCAACUGAAACCCAACCUUCUUGAGGCACUCCAUGUAACAAGCUGGUUGAAUGAAAUGAUUCUGCUCAUAGUUCCACCU
Messenger RNA from Lacerta agilis (Sand lizard), 3259 nucleotides. It is a transcript of the gene INTS7, whose product is annotated as integrator complex subunit 7. The record is from RefSeq and is a predicted model, not a curated record. Gene Ontology annotation, cellular component: integrator complex. Lineage: Eukaryota; Metazoa; Chordata; Lepidosauria; Squamata; Lacertidae. The transcript is spliced from 20 exons. The coding region runs from base 22 to 3009 and encodes 995 amino acids. Gene Ontology annotation, biological process: snRNA 3'-end processing.